Cuscuta campestris is the source of this 638-nucleotide messenger RNA. Lineage: Eukaryota; Viridiplantae; Streptophyta; Magnoliopsida; Solanales; Convolvulaceae. The record is from the annotation of a GenBank genome assembly.
GCACGCCCACUAUCGGUUCCUGGUCCAAUUCACCGCUAUUUACGUUUUUCUUGUUCGAACUUCAAAUGGCUAACCAGUAACCAAAUUUCCGCCAAGUCACGGCAGCGGAAUGGCGGGGAACCGUAAAAAUCUGGUUCCAGUGCUACUCCUAUGGUUUCUCAUGAUGCUUGGAACCCUAGCUCUCAUCCUGAACCGAUUAAAUUCUGCUGCAGAUCCAUCCGACCAGAAAAUCAACAAUCACGAGGAAAAAACUAGUGAAGAUCUUGAGGGUGUUACGCACAGAGUAUAUUUUGACAUUGAAAUUGAUGGAAAACAUGCAGGCAAGCAUUUGUUGUUAAUAUUCUAUAAAUGACAGGAAAAUGUUAAUGCCCUAUAAUCUACUGCUCUGGCUGACAUAAACUUCAGUGUUUAGCUUCGGCUUUUUGAAAAUGCUAUCAUACGGUAGCUUUUAGCGUCAGGUUUAAUUAAUCUACAACGCUAAAAACAAUUCAAAAAGUUAAUGCUAAUCACAAACGUUGUUUCCAAAGCAAAGCUUAUGCCUUCUUUGUCCUGGGCCCUGGCUUCUCACAUGCCCUCCUUUGGGAGAUAUUUAUACUUGGAUUUCUGGUAGAGAUAUGUCCCAUAAUCGCGUCCACCGC